UGUCAACUCACGAUGAUGAUGAAAGUAAACUUUGUACUCUCUGUAAAACUAUCUUCCGAGACGAGAAAGACUUUGCUCGCCAUUUUUAUACUUUGGAUUAUCACCAUUGAAAUUCAUUUAUAGAAACAGAAAAUCACGGGCGACAAUUUAAUACAUAUGAUAAAUCCUGUUGACAGGACAAAUCAUGUGGGGCCAUUCAUUAUUCCUGGAGUCAUACACACUUAUCAAGACAUUUCUCCUCUUUCUAUUGACAAUGAUCUGUUCGAAAUUGAGGAUAUGUUUGAAGAUGCAAUAGAAGUUGUAGAAAUGAAUGAACAGGAGGAGGAUAUUUUACAAAAAGCUUUGACUGAGGCUGGUUUGCCAAUGGAUUGGAAUGAUUUUUUAGAUGGUUUUGAUUUUACGGGUGAGAUGUUUCUGGGGGAAAUUGUGAGUUGUGAGUGGGAAACUGUAGGAUGUGAAGACUUUUCACCAGUAAUAGUGAAUGCCCCACUUUCAUCAAUUGUUGAAGAUAGAACCACAUUUCACUUUGGGACUGUGGUUCGAUAUUCACGGUUUAUGAAUAUGUGGGUUUGUGCACAGUGUGAGAUCAUUUUUCUUGAUUCUACUUUAUAUUAUAUCCACAAAAGUCAUCACAUUGUUGGAAGAAGUUUUUGUGCGUCGUGUGGGACAAGUUUCGAAACAAAUUAUUCACUGG
Messenger RNA from Owenia fusiformis, 694 nucleotides. NCBI's taxonomy places the organism in Eukaryota, Metazoa, Annelida, Polychaeta, Sabellida, Oweniidae. The record is from the annotation of a GenBank genome assembly.